This is a messenger RNA of Bombyx mandarina (wild silkworm), 5337 nucleotides long. It is a transcript of the gene kibra, whose product is annotated as WW and C2 domain containing protein kibra. NCBI's taxonomy places the organism in Eukaryota, Metazoa, Arthropoda, Insecta, Lepidoptera, Bombycidae. Gene Ontology annotation, cellular component: cytoplasm. The record is from RefSeq and is a predicted model, not a curated record. Gene Ontology annotation, biological process: regulation of hippo signaling; regulation of DNA-templated transcription; cell migration. Gene Ontology annotation, molecular function: molecular adaptor activity; kinase binding.
CGCGGCGGUGGGGUUCAGUCAGCGCCGCGGGCUCGCGUGGUGCGGUCGUUAGCGUUGUUAUUGUCGUUCGAGUGACGUACGGAACCGCUUCGUGUGUUCGCUCUCGCGUACGCGCCGCAUUCCAUCGUGGGGACCCUUCGCCGCCAUUGGCUGAUCCCGCGUGACGUCACACCUCGUAAUGAGGUAUUCAACAUGGCCGUGUAGCUAGUUCGCGAGUGUGCUUCGUUACUCGUUUGAAUGGAUUUAAUCAGUGAAAUAUGCCAAGGAGACGAAACGGUGAGAUGCCCUUGCCCGACGGAUGGGAUUAUGCAAGGGACUUUGACGGAAAACUUUAUUUCAUCGAUCAUAACAACAGAAAAACGACGUGGAUCGACCCGCGAGACAGAUACACAAAGCCACAAACGUUCGCGGACUGCAUUGGCAAUGAAUUGCCGCUUGGCUGGGAGGAGGCCUACGAUCCUCAGAUCGGGCCCUACUACAUUAAUCACGUCAAUCAGGUGACCCAGCUAGAAGACCCGAGGCUAGAAUGGCUGAGUGUUCAGGAGGCGAUGCUGAGGGACUACCUCCACACAGCGCAGGAGGCUCUCGAGGCUAAGAAAGAGAUGUACGAUGUAAAGAAACAAAGGCUUUGCCUAGCUCAAGAUGAAUAUAAACACCUCAACAAUGCUCUGUCCACCCUCGCUGCCUCAAGAACUAGUCUUUGUUCAUCAACCACCUCAAUGACAACAACGUCAACGACUUCCCGACACGACCCCGAGCUGCUUCGCUCAGAAGUGACACAGGCUAGAGGCCGCGUCGCUCAACUAAGGAAAGAGUUGAGGCAGGCUCGAGCAGAAGUAGCUAGUGCAAGACGAGGCGUCGAUACAUUGGCUGAGGUCGAGCAAAAACUUAGCGCACAACAAGGUUGCUACAACAUAACCGAAGCUCAGGCUAUAAUGACUGAGCUAAAGAACGUACAAAAAUCAUUAACCUCCGGUGAAAAGGAGAAAGCAGACUUAAUGCAGUCUCUGGCAAAAUUAAAAGACGAUCUGACGAGACUGCAACUGGGAGAUGCAUCGCCAGACUUAUCUUCCACCUUGAGUUUCCCUCAAGAGAAACUAAGCACCGCAUCGCAAACCGAUUUGUGUGCCGAUUUAGUGCCUAUAGGCACGAGAUUAGCUGAAAUGGCGCGGGUCCGCCUCCAGUACGACGAAGCUAGGAAAAGGAUACAACAAAUCCAACAACAGCUGGCGGAUUUGGAGGACAAAGUCCAACCAGGACAAGCGGAAUCAGACAAGGACCGUUUGUUGCUAUUCCAAGAAAAGGAACAAUUGUUACGGGAGUUAAGAAGCAUCACGCCUAGAACGAGAUCGAAGCAAGAGAUGAGCGAUAUACAAUCUGAAUGCAAAAGGCUAGAGCAGGACUUGAAGAAUGCCUUCGAGAUGUCCAACAAGUGCAUCGCGGACCGUUUGAGGCUACACGAAGAGAAGCAAUUGUUGCUGCAGCAAUUGAAAGAUGCGUUAACGUCAAUGACAACUUUAGAAGGACAGUUGAAGACAUUAUCGGCGAGCACAUUGUCGGUGUCUAGCAGUUCCAGUCUGGGAUCGCUAUCGACGGCGAGCAGCAAAGGAUCUCUGAGUUCAGGGAUCAGUUUCACGGACAUAUACGGCGGGCCGCAGAUCGCGAGCUCGUUUCAAACUGACAAGCCUAUCGAUAUGGUGGAUCUACAUCGGAGAGUCGAAAGAUUAUUACGAGGCACUAGUUACAACGCGGACAGCGUAACUCCAGGCGCAAGCAGUUCGCCAUCCCAGCCCUCUUUGUCGCCACGAAGUAGCUUGUCAUCGGCCAGUCCACCACCACCACCGCCCUCUUACCACCAGGUCGAAAGACAGAGACGGCAGCAGCGAGAACUGGAAGAGAAACUGGCUGAAAUGAGGAUAGGCGUGGCCGCCGGACUGGACGAAGUCACCGGCCUGGCUACAAUUCCAGUACAACUCCAAGGUCCGGGUCGACCCUGUGAGCCGCUGUCUCCCAUAUCGGAGACCCCCCCGCCACCCCUGUCUCCUAGGACUCCCUCGUCUAGUGGUACGAACACUAGAUCAGUCUCGGCUGCGGUGAGCGACGAGUCAGUGGCGGGAGACUCUGGGGUGUUCGAAGCGGCGCAAGCGGCCACCGACGCUUCCAACGCCGUGAACAGUGCACAAAUUGAGAUCAAAUUGCGUUACUGUCCCGACGAGACUGCGUUGGAGAUCGGCAUACUGAGGGCUCGGAAUCUGCACGCCCUCUUCAUCGACAUGGGAACGGAAGUUGGCGUGAGAGGAGCGUUAGUGGUGGGCGGCGGCUGCGGCGUGGCGUUCGGCAGCGCGGCGUUGUCGUGGCGCGGCGCGACGCUGGCGUGGCGUCACGCGCAGCGCGUGCCGGUGGCGGGCGCGCGCGCGCUGCGGGCCGCCACGCUGCAGGUCAACCUCACCAGCGGCACCGAGUGUCUGGGCUGCGCUCAAGUUAGCCUGGCCGACUUCGAUCCGGAGUUAGGGUCGCAGAAGUGGUACAACGUACUGAGCUUCCGUUCCAUGAGGAGAGACGAAAGCUCCGACGAAUCGACGGUUAUAUCGUCGCAGACCUCCACGUUGACCCGGAACAGAGGUCCGGAGAGCAUGGCGGGCGCGGAAUGUAAUAUCGACUGCGGUGAUAAUUCCGCUUCGGAAGACGAGGAGUCUAGAGAACCACUGAAUCAGAUUGUGGAAGAGGAUUCGUUCGAAGAUUACAUUCCCGAGGAGGAGUUAGUGUUGGAAGACGAGUACCUACACCCGGCCACCGCUGAGAAAGAAACCAACACCGAAUGCAACUUCUGCCCUGAAGCCAGGCAACUCAGAAGGAAGCAACAGACGAAAGCUGAGUCAAGCGAAACUUUAGCGCCGAUAAAGAGAUCUCAAACGUUUUCUCCGCAGCCGCAGAGUAUCGGGAAAGGCCAAUAUAUUUGCAGAUUGAAUCGUUCGGAAUCUGAUUCGUCAAUGGUUCAGUACGCGAGACGAGUGCCCCUGCAUCCGCCGCCCACCACCAGCAUCCCAUUCGACCGGACCGUCAGAGAACGCAGAUCUCUCAGGCUGGGUCGCGUGGCGGGCGGCGCGGUCCGCCGCAGCGCGCCCCGCUCGGGCCCGCGCACGUCGCUGGACCUCACGCUGGACCUGCGCGCGCAGCACACGCGCCUCGCCGACCUCACCGACGAAAUCGCCACGCUCACCCAGCUCAAGAAGCGACUUGAGGAAGCCUGCGCUCGUGGUGACCCAUCGGUCGCAGCGCAAGUGGCAGACGACGAGGCUCUAAGUAGACUGGUCAGUUCCGGGGCCGCGGACGCGGGCUCCACCAGGGCGGCGCGGCUGUUGCAGCGAGCAGCCAGAGACAUCUACCGGCUGCGGCGCUCGAGACAGGGAGGCAGGAAACCGGACCUUAUCACGUUUAGGGAGAAGAUGGCAUUUUUCACGCGAAGCAAAAACACGAUACCCGCUCUGCCCGGAGAGGCCGACGACCUAUCCGAAGACGACUGGGAGGUGGACCUCGAGGAGAGAACCACUCCAGACGGCAGGUCCUCGAAGACGUCAUUCGAGAGACGUGAGCAGCCCUGUCUCGAAGCUGCGAAGGUGGUGGAAUGUAAGAACCCGUGCAUGAACCCGGAGCCUUGCUUCGAAGAUCAGGCCAAGGAGGAAACUAAGACUGAUGAUGUGAGGUAUGAUUUCGUUGUUGAUAGAGUGCUCGGAGUUCAGGUUUGAAUGGUUUGUGAUUUGAGGAAACAAUUUUUUAUAACACGAUUUUUUUGCGUUCGAUUGUCGUAUCAAUAAAAUAUAGAUAUGUUUAUACGCUGUCACCGUGAGCGUAUCUGAAUACUUGCGGGAGUGAUCUGCCCUCAACAGGAUGCAUCAAGUCGGAAGAACUUCAUAGAUAGUUUAUUAACAUGACGAACCCCCUCAAUGAAGUCAUAUAGAGGGGUGAAAGGGUUAAGCGACCUUUCGCUUAGUAUGCGUACAUUUAUCUUUGUACUUAAAUGUCUGUUUUAUUAGCUAUUAGUAUCAACAGUUCGAUGUUUUUAAUUGAACUUCUAUUAAUUUAUUCCAUAGAAAUAGCCGAAGAAGUUUUUUGUUAUGAUAUUUUUUUCAAAUUUUAAACUUUAAAUGGCUCUCCUGUAAUGUUGCAGAAAUGUCGCUUAAACCAAAUAGCCUUUCACCGGUCAAUAUAUAUAAGCCUAAAAACACUAUAUUUUUGUUCAUAAACCAUUAAUAUAACGAGAGAGACAGCGUAUAAACGGGAUCACGUUUUGUUGCGAAUGUCCAGUGUGCGACAAAGUUUAUAUCGAUUACAAUUGUAUUGCUUUUAUCGAUAAUCGUGCGUAUUAAAAAAAAAUUGUACUACAAAAAAUGAUUCCUCGAACAGUUGAGUUCGUGAGGCGCAGGGAGCCGGCACCGUUAAUUAAAUAUUGCAACUAACAUUGUUCUGUGAUCACUAUUGCCCAUUGAGAUUUUCUGGAUCGAAGACUGACGUAACACUUAUUCUAUUAUAUUGGUUAUAUUUUUAUUUACAAUAAAACAAAGGCGUUACAGGAAUCCGUAUGCAGUUUUUUCUAUCGCACCACACUUAAUGUCAUCUGUCAAAAUAUUUGACAUUUAUAAUGUAAAGCCAAAUGAGAUUUUUAAUAAUCCAAUUUCUGUAACGCCUGCUCAGAUUUGAACCUUACAUAAGCAUAUUUCAGAUCACCUUGCAUAUGCACAUAUAUACAUUUAUAUGUUUAAUAAAUUAUGUUUCGUGCAAAUUUUGUGCCAUAGAAAAGUUCAAUGGAGUUUGCUGUAAAUGAUAACGUGAUGUGCUUUGACUAGAUCAGUAUGUUCUGAGAAACAGUUCAAUGUAAUUAUAAUAUAUUAUUAACAUCCAUUAAAUGAUAGUAAAACAGUGAAUUCCAUAUAACAUAAGUAAGUUACUAAUAUGUAUUUCAUUUUGUACCGUUCGAUUGUUGUACAAAGACAUGUGCCUUAGACACGGUGCCCGAUAGAGCCUGCGGGAGUGCCAUACAUGGCAGGGGUAGACGCUGUUUAGGUACAAAAUAGAUUGUAUGAAGAGUCACAAAACAAAUGCCAAACAUUCUUUUUAAUGUUAGAGAAUUAUGUGGGGAUUAAAAAAUGUUUAAUUGUUGUAAAUAUUAUCAACGGUCGCCCACCGAAUGAAUCGAUGCGUUUCUACCAUCCUCCACGAUUUUCUAUGCCCAGAAAUAGCUGGUCAAUUUGUCAUUACUCACACCCUAAAUAAUGUAACAACGAAAUAACUUUUUUAAUAAUUUGGUGAACUGCGAUCAAGCUCAUUAAUUAAAAAAAA